Messenger RNA from Linum tenue, 3187 nucleotides. Lineage: Eukaryota; Viridiplantae; Streptophyta; Magnoliopsida; Malpighiales; Linaceae. The record is from the annotation of a GenBank genome assembly.
CUCAGAAAAAAUAGGGUUUCCUCAACAUAAACUCCCACAGCGCAACGAAUCCCCGCCAUUUUUAUCCCGUGCCAGGCGUUGCUCUGUACUCUUUACUCUCCAUACUCUCCUGGUAAUCGCGCUCUCUCUAUCUAAUUAUGACCGUUACCUCUUUCCCUUAAAUGUCAAUGGAGCUCAAUGAACCCUUCUCAUUUGUCUAUCUUCAUUUUACUGAAUGGGACAUCUCUUUCUUACAUUUCCUUGCUAAUUUUUAAUUCGCUUCAUCAAAGUUUGAGCUCCCUCGUUUGGUGAGCGUAGAAGGGCUGAGGAAUUACUGGGUCUGACUGCAUGUGAAUGUUUGGGUUGGCGGUGAAAGUGGUUUUGCGGGGAUGUCUAGCCUAGCUGUAGGUUAAUGAGCAAUCGAUUUCGUGUUUGGUUUGUGGUGAAAGUUCACAACUUUUGGCUUCAUUUCCCACUAAUGGGCUGGCUCUUUCCAUAUUUGGUUCAUCUUUGGCCAUUUGGAGGCCUUGUGGGGCUGGUAUUGCUCAAGCAGUGUUUAGGAGCAACUUUGUGUUGUUGGUGUUAGUUUGCUUGUCCCCUAUUUGGAGAACAAUGGAAUUGUAUUUGGUCAUUUAGGCUGCCCAAUGGUGUUUGUCUUUGGUAUAUCAAUGAUGGAAUAAGAAGUUAGUUUCCAUUGUACUAGGUGCGCCCUAUUUGUUCAUGAUUCAGUAUAUAAUUUGAGCAGAACUUUAGAACUUAUAUCCUCCUUUUGGUUUCUGUAUUGCUAGUUACUACACCCGUACUAAAAAUGCACUGACUGCAAGGAAUAGGGGAUCAAUUUAGUAACAAUGGGUUAAUUUCUCUAAAAUAUCAAUGCCGCCUUAUUAAUCUUGGUUUGGAUUAUGCUUUAAAGUGGCAGUGCAGAAUAGGGAGUUAGUCUGCAGUCAUGUACUUAAGAGCAUGUAUCUCCCACCCAUUAAUCCCCAAUCUUAUUUUCAAACUAAUUUUAUUAUAUGGUAAUCAUGUGAUUAUUUUUCGGUUUUCCUGAUUGUUAUAGUCUAUUACUCUCGCACUGUGUUGAGUUGAGCUUUGCUUAUUUAGAAAGUCGAUGGAAUUAGUUCUGUAUCUCAUUCAUACCUUUCUAUUUUGUUUGUUUGUUUUUUCUGUUUGGCCCUUGUUCUGGGUAGAUGUAUAUCUCCAGAUAGUAUUGAACAAUCAAAACCACACCUAUUUUCUUGGCCAAUGGCAUUUCAAUAUCAAGCAUCGGCCUGCUUCAUUAUUACAUAUUUUUUCUGUUUCACCUAUUGAACAUCGUCCUCUUCAUCAUCAGUUGUGACCCUCCCUUGCUUGUUUUAUUGCUAUUUGGCACUUCGUUGGAUCCCUUUAAUUGAAUAUCACUUCUUACACCUCCUUUGGAUCCUUAUCUUUCUUAUGGCUCAAAUUCUCGAAAUUCUCUUGCUCUUGAAAUCCAUUUCGCCUCUCACUUUGUUUCCACCUUUCAAUACUUGUACUCUUUCUUCCAUGAAUGCUUCUGGCUGCUGUGCUUCCUUCACAGUUUGCCUUGAAAGCUUCUCUAUUAGAUAACAUAAAAUGCCGAGGACAAGGGAAAAUGAAAAGUCUGUGGACUCUGAGCCCGAGGAACAGGUUGAUCUUGAAGAUGAUAAUGACCUUGAAGAACAGAUGGAGGAAGAGGUUGAGUAUGAGGAAGUAGAGGAAGAAGUUGAAGAGGAAGAAGUCGAAGAGGAAGAGGUGGAAGAGGAGGUAGAAGAAGAUGAGGAGGAUAAUUCUAAUGGUACUUCAGAAAAAGGCUUCAACGGUGAAGAGGAAAGUGAGGAAAAGAAGCAUGCUGAACUCCUGGCACUACCCCCUCACGGGUCUGAGGUUUAUGUUGGAGGUAUCCCCCAUGAUGUUUCUGAACAUGAUUUGAGACAUUUUUGUGAAUCGGUUGGAGAAGUUACAGAGGUGAGGAUAAUGAAAGGAAAAGAAUCAGGUGAAGGCAAGGGCUAUGCAUUUGUCACUUUCAGAACAAAGGAGUUGGCUAAUAAAGCCAUGAAGGAUCUAAACAACUCUGAAUUUAAGGGUAAGAAAGUCAAGUGCUCCGCGUCUCAAGCAAAUCAUAGGCUGUUUAUUGGUAAUAUACCAAGAAGUUGGGGGGAGAAAGAUAUGAAGAAUGUCGUAAUGAAGAUAGGACCAGGAGUUGUUUCUGUGGAACUGUUGAAGGAUCCGCAGAACCCUAUUCGGAAUCGAGGAUUUGCUUUUCUAGAGUACUAUAAUCAUGCAUGCGCAGAGUACUCUAGGAAAAAGAUGUCAACCCCAGAGUUUAAACUGGAUGAUAAUGCCCCAACAGUGAGCUGGGCUGAUCCGAAAAAUGCAGGAUCUUCUGCUGCUUCUCAGGUUAGGGCUAUUUAUGUGAAGAACUUGCCAAAAGAUAUAACUCAAGAUCAAUUGAGGCAGCUGUUUGAACACCAUGGAAAUAUAACCAAAGUAGUUCUCCCCCCUGCAAAACCAGGACAUGAGAGGAGCAGAUUUGGGUUUGUGCACUUCUCAGAAAGAUCGAGUGCCAUGAAAGCACUGAAGAACACUGAGAGAUAUGAAAUUGAUGGUCAAGUUCUGGAUUGUUCUUUGGCCAAGCCUCAAGCAGAUAAUAACAAGUCUGUUGCAGGAACUACUUCACAAAAGGCAGCCUUCAAUCCAAGUUUCCCCCCUGGUCUUGGGUAUGGUUUAGUAGGAAAUCCUUAUGGUGCUAUUGGUGGAUAUGGUGCUGCGGCCUUUGCUCAACCUUUAAUUUAUGGUAGGGGACCAACUCCGGCUAGCAUGGCAAUGAUGCCGAUGUUCUUACCCGAUGGAAGGGUUGGAUAUGUAUUGCAGCAGCCUGAGAUUCAACCACAUCCCCCUGUAUUCCAACAUCGUGGUGGUAGAGGUGGCGGUUCAAGCAGCUCCGGCAGUGGUAAACGUUAUAAUGACAGUAAUCGUGGACGUGGGCGCUACAAUCCAUAUUAACCUUUGUGUGUACAACUCCGAAUGUUCAGCACUGAACCCGUUCUGCUAGCUUGACAUUGUAUGCUGAUGAAUGGAUUUGUAUUGUUAGAUGAUGGAAACAUGGAAAAAUGGUUCUUCCCCUUGUUAGUAAAGUUUCCCAUUGGUGAGUAAACCCUUCUGUACGAAAUCAUAUAGUGAAUGUGUGAAAAUUGUCUAGGUUUUUAGUGUU